AUGUCUUUGUCAUCGUCAUCGUUAAGCGGGGAAAUUGUCGCAGUGACUGGAGGAAGCGGAUUUCUGGCGCAACAUCUUAUUGCCCAUUUGCAGCACAGUCAAUUAAGGCAAAAUACCACGGAAGUCAGCGGAAUUCCAAUUUUGGAGAUCCGAAUCAUUGACAGAAAACCAUUCAAUAAAUUCCUCGUACAGCUGCUUCAACCUAACGAUUCGACCAUUCCGCAUUUUUGGCAACUAAUGAUAAAAACUUCUAGUCGCACUGACCUUGUAGUGCGUGGUGCCGCUUAUCUUUUGCUCGUCCAGCAGUGCCUGCUAAGCCUAAUCAUGUUCGGAACCUGCUCAACAAUUCUAAAAAGUUGA
This is a messenger RNA of Gongylonema pulchrum, 360 nucleotides long. The record is from the annotation of a GenBank genome assembly. Lineage: Eukaryota; Metazoa; Nematoda; Chromadorea; Rhabditida; Gongylonematidae.